This is a messenger RNA of Caenorhabditis remanei, 405 nucleotides long. RefSeq lists its product as uncharacterized. The coding region runs from base 1 to 405 and encodes 134 amino acids. Lineage: Eukaryota; Metazoa; Nematoda; Chromadorea; Rhabditida; Rhabditidae. The record is from RefSeq and is a predicted model, not a curated record. The transcript is spliced from 3 exons.
AUGUACAUAAAGUGUGUGGAUGGUCUCCAGCUCCCGGAAGUAUUGAUUUUUAACCACUACAAGUUCACCAGAGACAAUUUCGGCGACGCGAUUCUUGAAAAAUUGAUCGGAACCUGUGAAUAUAACCGAAGCGUCAUUAGUGGUCCAGGAAUAGACGAGACGAAGUAUGAGAAGAUGCAUGUUGAUUCAGUCGUUUUUUUGUGGGCUCGUGAUGAUCAGAUAACUACGAAACUACUGAGAAAAAAGUUGAGAGAAAUUGGGUCAAUUGGAUCAAGGAAAUCGCAAAUAUGCUCAAAAACGGUGAGAAACUCACUGGAAAUCUGCAAAUCGAGAACUCCAGCUUAUUCAAUUCUGGGAAUUUUCCAUGCUCGAGAACCCGGCUACGUUCCCAGUCAUUGGUCGUGA